GGGGGCCUGAACCUGCAGAAAGACCAGGGCUCUUUGCUCUGUGCAAACCUAAAGAGGAUGUCUCCCAGUCUUCAGGAAGGUGCUCAGCUCCCGGAGAGCAAACCCUCACUCUCCUCCUUCUCAAUUGAGAGCAUUUUAGGACUGGACCAGAAAAGAGAUUGUGUUCCUUCAGUGAGACCCCACAGACCCUGGGCAGACACCUGCAGCUCCUCAGAGAAUGACAGCAACCCAUGUCUACAUGUCUCAAAUCUUCCCAGUGAGAUCUCAUUUCCUUGCAUGCUGGAUCACCUAGUGCCAGAAGAAAGGGCUUUGAAAUAUGAAAAUUACUUUUCAGCCUCAGAAAGACUCUCUUUGAAAAGAGAGUUGAGUUGGUACAGAGGCCGAAGACCAAGGACUGCUUUUACUCAAAACCAGGUUGAAGUGUUGGAAAAUGUCUUCAGAGUAAAUUGCUAUCCUGGCAUUGAUAUCAGAGAGGACUUAGCUCAGAAGCUGAAUCUAGAGGAAGAUAGAAUCCAGAUUUGGUUCCAAAAUCGGCGUGCAAAGCUGAAAAGGUCCCGUAGGGAAUCACAAUUUCUAAUGUCAAAAAAACCCUUCAACACAGAUCUUCUGGAAUAUACAGAAAAUUAAACAUCUGAGAUUCCCUUCCCGUUAUAGAACACAAGGAAUCAAUGGA
This is a messenger RNA of Nannospalax galili (Upper Galilee mountains blind mole rat), 673 nucleotides long. RefSeq names its product HESX homeobox 1 (gene Hesx1). Gene Ontology annotation, biological process: pituitary gland development; forebrain development; regulation of transcription by RNA polymerase II. The record is from RefSeq and is a predicted model, not a curated record. The transcript has 4 exons. Bases 58 to 627 code for a protein of 189 amino acids. Gene Ontology annotation, molecular function: RNA polymerase II cis-regulatory region sequence-specific DNA binding; DNA-binding transcription repressor activity, RNA polymerase II-specific. Gene Ontology annotation, cellular component: nucleus. NCBI's taxonomy places the organism in Eukaryota, Metazoa, Chordata, Mammalia, Rodentia, Spalacidae.